Messenger RNA from Striga hermonthica, 2385 nucleotides. The record is from the annotation of a GenBank genome assembly. NCBI's taxonomy places the organism in Eukaryota, Viridiplantae, Streptophyta, Magnoliopsida, Lamiales, Orobanchaceae.
AUGAGGACCACUCUCCUCACAGCCGCCGCCGCCGCCGCCACCACACUCCUCCCCCUCCUCCUCCUCCUCUCCGUGGCUGAUUCCGGCGAGCCACCGUUCUCGUGCGGACCGCAAGCAAAUCAGUUCGGCUUCUGCCGGACGAACCUCUCGAUCCGCGACAGAGCCAGGGACCUCGUCUCCCGCCUCACGCUCGACGAGAAGAUAUCCCAGCUGGCCAACUCCGCCCCGGCCAUCCCCCGCCUCGGCAUCCCCGCCUACGAAUGGUGGUCGGAGGCCCUGCACGGCGUGUCCGACUACGGCCGCGGCGUUUCCUUCUCUGGCGGCCGGAUCACGGCCGCCACCAGCUUCCCUCAAGUCAUCCUCUCUGCUGCAAGCUUCGAUUCUCGCCUCUGGUACCGUAUUGGUCAGGCGAUUGGUAAAGAGGCAAGGGCAAUGUACAACGCAGGGCAGACAAAAGGGCUGACGUUUUGGGCGCCAAACGUUAACAUAUUCCGAGACCCGAGAUGGGGGAGAGGGCAGGAGACACCUGGCGAGGAUCCAUUGGUCGCUGGAAAGUAUGCCGUGGCAUAUGUGAGGGGAAUUCAGGGGGACGAUUUUGAUAAUAACGAUAGAAUUGGGGGGAAGAUUAGUAUUAAGAAGAAUCUUCAGGCCUCUGCUUGCUGCAAACAUUUUACUGCCUAUGAUUUGGACAAGUGGAAUGGCGUCACUCGCUAUGCUUUUAAUGCUAUCGUGACGAAUCAAGAUUUGGCAGACACAUACCAGCCUCCCUUUGAGAAGUGCAUUAAAGACGGAAGAGCAAGCGGGAUUAUGUGUGCUUACAAUCGAGUCAAUGGAGUUCCAAACUGUGCUGACAGAAACCUCCUAACCAAUACAUCUCGCAAACUAUGGGGAUUUCAUGGGUACAUUACAUCGGAUUGUGAUGCCGUGUCCGUAAUUCACGAUAGUUAUAACUAUGCGAAAUUGCCUGAAGAUGCAGUUGCGGAUGUGCUCAAUGCCGGCAUGGACAUCGACUGCGGCACGUAUCUUCAGAGAUACACGAAAUCCGCAGUCGAGCAGAGAAAGCUCGCCGAAUUCCAAAUCGACCGGGCCCUCCACAACCUGUUCGCGGUCCGUAUGAGGCUCGGCUUAUUCAACGGUGACCCAAAAGACCAUCCGUUCGGCCAAAUCGGUCCCGACCAAAUUUGCUCGGACGAGCACCAACAGCUAGCCCUCGAGGCCGCAACAGAUGGCAUUGUCCUACUAAAGAACUCCGAAAAUCUCCUUCCUUUCGACAAGUCCCGGACUCGAAGCCUCGCUGUCAUCGGCCCCAACGCGCGCUAUGCGUACGUGCUUCUCGGGAAUUAUGAGGGGCCUCCUUGCCAAUCCGUGGAGAUCGAUCGUGCAUUAGAGAGUUACGUGGGAGAGCUGCUGUACCACAGUGGGUGCAAUGAUGGUGUGAGUUGUACCUCGGCUGACGUUGCGGGUGCGGUUGACGUGGCGAAGAAUGCGGACCGUGUGGUUUUGGUGAUGGGUUUGGAUAAUGGUCAGGAGAAAGAGGACGAGGACCGCGUGGAUCUCGUGCUGCCAGGUCAGCAGGAGACGCUCGUGAGUGCGGUGGCAGAGGCUUCGAAGGAUCCGGUCGUGCUUGUUUUGGUUUGUGGUGGGCCUGUUGAUGUUGGGUUUGCGAAAGAUGAUGAGAAAAUCGGCGGGAUAAUUUGGGCCGGGUACCCGGGGGAGGCUGGUGGGGCCGCGCUUGCGCAGAUCAUAUUUGGCGAGCACAAUCCAGGAGGGAAAUUACCGAUGACUUGGUAUCCGAAAGAGUUCGUUAGGGUGCCAAUGACGGACAUGAGAAUGAGGGCCGAUUUAGCAACGGGUUACCCGGGGCGUACUUACCGGUUUUACAAUGGAACAAAGGUGUUCGAAUUUGGCUACGGACUUAGCUACACGAAAUAUAGCUACGAGUUCUUGGCUUCUACUCCGAACACUAUCGACCUAAACCGGCUAACGUCUCGUAAUUCUCGAGCAACUGGUGAUGAUGACAAGAGUCCACGUUCGCUAGAUUAUCUAUCGGUUUCGAAAAUUGGGGAGGACGCGUGCGAAAGUUUGAAGUUUUCGGCUCGUUUGGGAGUGGAGAACGCCGGGAAUAUGUACGGAAAACAUCCGGUCUUGCUUUUCGUAGCACAUGAGGACGAGGCUGAGGGGAGUGUCGGUGGCCGACCCGAGAGACAGCUGGCGGGGUUCGAGAGCGUGAGCUUGAAUGCGGGAGAACGAAUGGAAGUGGAAUUCGAGUUAAAUCCUUGCUUGCAUCUUGCAACUGCUAAUGAAGAUGGUGAGAUGGUGAUAGAAAGGGGAUAUAAGAGGUUAAUUGUGGAGGACAAAGAAUUUGCUGUUCAGGUUGUGUUUUGA